GGGCUGCUGUCAAAAGAGCUGCUGAAAGGGCGUUAAAACAGUUUUAAUGAUACAUCUUGUCGCCAGCAUUAUUCGGGAGACAUGAGCAAAUAUAUUUUUCCAGCCUCUGUGUUUGGAACAGUGUUUGGAUGCGCUGUUUUGCUCAAGAACCAUGUGACUGGAGGCCGGUGUCCCAGUAAGGCUACCAUUAAUGGGAAGACUGUGGUCAUAACAGGAGCCAACACAGGCAUCGGGAAAGAGACGGCCCAAGAACUGGCAAAGAGAGGGGGUCGGAUCAUUAUGGGAUGUAGGGACAUGGAGAAGUGCGAGGCAGCUGCGAAGGAAAUACGUGGGAAGACCCUGAAUCCCCACGUUUACGCGUGUCGCCUCGACCUAGCCUCCGUGAAAUCCAUCCGAGAGUUUGCAGAGAGAAUCAAGCGAGAGGAGCAGCGUGUGGAUGUACUGAUAAACAAUGCCGGGGUCAUGAGAUGUCCAGCAUGGAAGACAGAAGAUGGCUUUGACAUGCAGUUUGGAGUUAACCACUUAGGCCACUUCUUGUUGACAAAUCUGCUGCUGCAGAAGUUGAAAGAGUCCGCCCCCAGCAGAGUGAUCAACCUGGCCUCGCUCGCCCACAUCGUUGGAAAGAUCGACUUCGAGGACUUGAACUGGGAGAAGAAGAAGUUUGAUACCAAGCAGGCGUACUGUCAGAGCAAGCUUGCCAAUGUUCUGUUCACCAGAGAGCUCGCCAAGCGAUUACAAGGCACAGGAGUCACAGUGAAUGCUGUGCACCCAGGCGUUGUUGCCACGGAGCUCGGGAGGCACACGGGUCUCCACCAAUCACAGUUCUCGAGCUCUAUGCUCAGUCCCUUUUUCUCCAUGUUGGUGAAGAGCCCAGAGCUGGGGGCCCAGCCCAGCGUCUACCUGGCCGUGUCCGAGGAGAUGGAAGGGGUGACGGGAAGGUACUAUGAUGUGAUGGCAGAAAAGGAGCCGGCGCCCCAGGCCCUGGACGAGGAGGCAGCUCGCAGGCUGUGGGAGGUCAGCAGCAGGCUGGUGGGUCUGGAGGAGGAGGGACAGUCUGUCAAGUCAGACCCGGCAGCAGAAGGACAGAGCAAAGCUGCACAGACAGACCCAGAGCAGAUACACAGACAGAGGCCAGGGUCAGCUGUCAGUGCUGUGGGGCUGUAGGUCUGCUCUGGCCCCUGGGCCAGCAGAGGACAAUGGAUCUUUAUGGCUUGAGCUGUGCCAGGCUCAUUGGAACAAUGAACUGUCUGAGUCUGUGAUUCUGCUUGUCUGUAUAAUGGCAGUCUUUUGUACAUGCCUUUGUGUUCCUGCAUCAGGAUAUUGUCUUUAAAACAUGUUUAACAAGCAGCCUUUAACAAUGGA
This is a messenger RNA of Chelmon rostratus (copperband butterflyfish), 1362 nucleotides long. RefSeq names its product retinol dehydrogenase 13-like. NCBI's taxonomy places the organism in Eukaryota, Metazoa, Chordata, Actinopteri, Chaetodontiformes, Chaetodontidae. Bases 82 to 1164 code for a protein of 360 amino acids. The record is from RefSeq and is a predicted model, not a curated record. The transcript is spliced from 7 exons.